AUGACCUCAUCUGCCGAGUCUUCUCCUAAGAGGACUAAGACAAGUUGGAACCCUUUACCAGACGGUGGUCUAUUAGCAUCUGCCGUAACUCUGUGUAAAGCGACUCUGGGGGCCGGCAGUCUAGCACUACCUGGCUCAAUGAUGUCAACGGGUAUACCUCUCUCUGUGGUACUUCUCAUCGCCUUGGGCAUCAUGUCGAUGAUCUCAAUCAACAUGAUUGUCAGAGCACAGACCCAUUCUAAAAUGGAUACUUUUGAGGAGUUGGUUAGAGGAUACUUCAAUAACCUCACUGGCUAUCUUUUCGAAGUCGCUAUGGUCAUCUUUUGCUUUGGCACUGCAGUGGCGUACCUCAUCACAGUAGCAGAUCUCCUCAUACCAGUAUUCGGUAAAGCCUUCGGACCAGAACAUGCUGAUGCGGCUUAUGCCUAUCCUUUCCUGAAUCGUACGGUCCUCACGAUUAUCGUCGCUAUCUACUCAGAGCUGAUCCCCCGCAAGGAGUCCUCAAUGAGGAUCGUCUCGGCCAUCUCCGUAUCACUAUGCUUCUUCACAUACCUCACUAUUGGUAUUUUUGGUUUCCUAACCUACGGUUUGGCAACUGAAGGUUCUAUCGUCACCAACAUGACACAAGAGUUCAACAACGGUGAUGUCUUCGUCACGAUAGCCUUCAUCUUGAUGGCCUUGGCUGUUCUCGCCGCCUACCCCCUCAAUAUUUUCCCUAUCCGUGCUUCUGUAAAGGCAACGAUCCGAGGCAUCUCAGGUCGCACUACUCCUUUCCAAUGGUGGAUUGGUCCCCUCAUUGUGAUUAUAAGCAUCAUCCUCAGCGUGGUUGUCGCCAUCUACCUCCCAGACGUUCAGACUGUCCUCUACUUUGUUGGUUCCGUCACAGGCUCUUAUAUCGUCUACGUCGUCCCUGGAGGUUUCUGUGUGAGGCUACUGAAAUCACGCUUCUAUGCUGAGCAACUCCACCGAGCCCGCUUAGCCACCGUUGAGGAGUGUCCUUCUGAAGAAGCUAAGGAUGUCGAGAUAGUCAAUGAUAGCACUAAGAUUAAUGAUUCUACUGCUACAGUUGUGAGCAGAUCCAAGUUUGAUUAUUCAGCAGUUACAUCAUGGGGUAUGAUUAUUCUCGGUCUGGUAUUUUUUGUAGUUGGAUCGUAUCAAAGCGUUGUUGAUGUCAUCGAUUUCUAUAGCAGUUAA
Perkinsus marinus ATCC 50983 is the source of this 1194-nucleotide messenger RNA. RefSeq names its product amino acid transporter, putative. Gene Ontology annotation, biological process: amino acid transmembrane transport. The record is from RefSeq and is a predicted model, not a curated record. Gene Ontology annotation, molecular function: amino acid transmembrane transporter activity. NCBI's taxonomy places the organism in Eukaryota, Perkinsozoa, Perkinsida, Perkinsidae. The transcript is spliced from 2 exons. The coding region runs from base 1 to 1194 and encodes 397 amino acids.